GCCGCAGGUAGGGACCCGGGGGCCGAGCGGCGCGAUGGAGGAGGAGGAGGAGGAUGGAGGCGGCGGAGGAGGGGGGGAGGCGGGGAGUGAGGCUGCGGCAGGAGGGGGCGGGCGGCCGGGGGGGCCGGCGGGCAUGUGGGACCGGCUGCGGGGCAGUCGGGCGGCGGGCGGCGGCCGGAGCGCGGCCGCGAUGGCGCAGCGCGGCGAGAAGGGACCGGCGGCGGCGGCGGGCGAGGGCGAGCCGCGGGCCGGGGCCGGGGCCGAGCGGGGGCCGAGCGGGGCCGCCGCGCCCUUCCAGCCCCCCGAGGGCGGCUUCGGCUGGGUGGUGGUCUUCGCCGCCGCCUGGUGCAACGGCUCCAUCUUCGGCAUCCACAACUCCUUCGGGAUCCUCUACAUGAUGCUGCAGAGCGACCUGGGCGAGGGGAAGAAGGACCCCGCGUUGGAGUUCAAAACAGCAUGGGUCGGCUCCUUGGCCAUGGGCAUGAUUUUUUUCUGCUCUCCCAUCGUCAGCAUCUUCACCGACCGGAUUGGCUGCCGGACCACAGCAGCCUCGGGAGCUGCCAUCGCCUUCAUCGGACUCCUCUCCAGCUCCUUCACCAAGUCUCUGGAAGUUCGUUAUUUCACAUACGGAAUCCUUUUCGGCUGCGGCAGCUCCUUUGCCUUCCAGCCCUCACUGGUCAUCCUUGGUCACUACUUCAAGCGCCGCCUUGGCUUGGCCAACGGCAUCGUGGCCGGCGGCAGCUGCCUCAUCUCCGUGCCGCUCCCCUUCUUCCUGAAGAUGGUCGGAAAAGCCAUUGGGCUCGCACAUACUUUCCAAGUACUCAGUGCCUUAAUGCUCAUCCAGGUAUUCUUGUCCCUGACCUAUCGGCCCAUCUUGCCACCUUCUUGUGACUCUCAGCACGAUGGGCAGGACAAGCUGGGCAGCCGGAGCAUGCGGCAGCAGUGUUGGGCCCAGACGCGCAAGUAUUUCAACUUGAGGGUUUUCCGGAGAAAGACCUAUCGGAUUUGGGCCUUUGGGAUCGCUACUGCUGUGCUGGGAUAUCUCGUACCUUACAUGAACUUGGUAAAAUAUGUGGAGAAGCGAUUUCAAGAAACCAAAAAGGAUUGGAUCCUCCUGGUUUGCCUCGGAGCCAUGUCAGGGCUGGGCCGCUUGGUUUCAGGCCGCAUUGGCGACUGCAUUCCCGGGUUGAAGAAGAUUUACCUGCAGGUUGCGUCCUUCAUGCUGUUGGGCAUCCUGUGCAUGAUGAUCCCCCAGUGCCGAGGGUUCGAGGGCGUCAUUGUCAUCUGCCUCUUCCUCGGCCUUUGCGAUGGCUUCUUCACCACCAUCAUGGCCCCUAUCGCCUUCGAGCUGGUGGGGCCCAUGCAGGCGUCCCAGGCCAUAGGGUACCUCAUGGGGCUGAUGGCUGUGCCCAUGACUGCGGGUACGCCGAUAGCAGGAUACCUCAAUGAUUAUUUUGGGAAUUACGACGCAGCCUUUUAUUUUGCCGGGGUCCCCCCCAUCAUUGGCGGCUUGGUGCUCUCCGUCGUCCCGCUGGUCCAUCAGAGGAUGCUGAAGAAGCAGCGCCUGGAUUCCGGCAAAGACAAGAUGCUGGUCUCGGAGGCGGUGGUGAACGGGGAGCUGCUGCCGGGCAGCCCUGCCUCCGAAGCACACAUGUAACGCCUCCGCUCACUGACACUCACUGUCGCCACCAGCAGCCUCUCUGUAGCCCAAGCACAGGCUCUUUUUUAGAUGGACCAUAAUUCUCAAUGAUCACCGAUGCACUAUGUUUGUAAAGGAAAAGAAAACACAAAAAGUUCUUCUAGUUAAAGGCUUUUAACUAGCGGAAACGCUCUUUUUCGGGACAGUUUUGACUUCAAAGCCGCCUUUUUUUUCCUCUAACCAUUUUUCUAAGGAGGCCUCUCACGAGGAGUCAAACUUGAUCGAUCUCCCGCUCCUCUCCCAAGUUUUCUGUACGUCACGACAGAGGUUUACAGCUAAUAAAUGCCUUUUUAAAGCAGGCCACCGAUGGAGCUUGCUGAACGUUGCAGCUGUCCAUCCUUCUCUGGUGUCACUCGGGUGUCACGUCCAAGCAAGACGGCACCCUCCUCAUCCAGUGCCAGAGGCUGUUUCGGAGCCAGCAGAUCUGAAGGAGGAACCAGUGCUUUAGUCCGAUGCACAAACCAAAUAAAUGGUCAGCGAGUCCCACUUUAAUCUUCGCUCCUCCUUUUCUGCUGCUCUCCCACGCACCCAGGGAGCUGCAGCUGGGAUGAUGGGGAGAUCAGCCGGCUCCGGUCCUGCCGCCCUCAUCAAACAGAGCCACGUGGAAGCACCCCCUUCCUGCAAAAUAUGCCUUAAAAACGCAUGGACGAGACCAGCAGGUCCUCAGCCACUCUGUUUUCUCACCCAGCAGCUAAUGAUCGGGCUUUGGAGGUGCAAAAGAGAGGAGCAGCUCCCAGCGCAGCCCACGGCAGCUGGCUCUGCAAGGUGAAAACCACGGCCGCCGAGAUGGGCACUUCAGAGGUGUCAAGGCACGCAGGGUUGGGACGGAGCCCCGUGUGUCACGGGUCCGCUUGUGCCGGGAGGCAGCUUCCCUGCACCCAGGGAUGCAGGGGUGCAGCUGGCUCGGGGCACGGGGUGCCACCACUCUUCUUUGGGGCCAGUUGUGUAUUAUGCAGCAAUAACCACGAGUCAGUAUUGGCAGGGGAAGCCCGGUGUUUCCAAAGGGUUUAAAAGCCCUGGCAGCGUUGAACUCGUAGCCCGUGCAUUGCCAUGCAGAGCUGGUGCGGGGUCAGUGCCAUCCCCAGAGGGGGAGGGAGAGAGCUCAAGAAAAUAGCACAGCCCAUGGGUGCCCGCCGCACAGAGCGAAGGCAGAGCUCAGCCUUGUGUAGAAAUUCAUCAUCUCCAGGCAUCGCUCAGGUGUGUGGCACAGUGCGAGGGGAGUCCUCCUGCCCUGGUGGUUCCCUGUGCAAAUGAGGUGCUGGCUGGGACCAGGGUACCUUUUCCUGGGAAUAAUAACCCAGGAGAGAGCAAGAAACAAAGCUCACAUUUAGCCACACUGCAAAACCAUCCUUCGCUGGCUUUACAUUUUUAUUCACCUGCCAUUAGAAAAUGAGACGCCUAAAGAGGUACAUACGCCAUGGAAACAAUCCUCAGUCCCUGGGCGAGUGUCGGAGUUUGUAACACCAAGACAAAACUUUGCUGUGGAAACUGGGAUUCAGAGGAGGCCCCCCUCCCACAGGCAGCAGUGGGACCUUUGUAUAUAGGCUCAGGAUCCUGCAUGCCCCUCUGUCCCUGUUUUUAAUCUGCACUGGCUAAUGUGUUAUAAGGUCUUGUGGUCUUGUGGCCCUUCUGUCCCCGUAAGAGCUGGAAAACUAACUGGUGUGUUGUGACGUGUCUGUUUAUGACUAUAAAAACAAGAUGUCCGUUUGUCUUCAAUACGCUUUUCUGUGGCUGUUUUUACCCUUCCUUGCCCAUAUUGCAUUGUCUGCUAUGGCUCUGGUGACCCGUUGCUUGGUUUAGGAAGCCACAGGAGGCGGCAGGAGCUGCAUCGGAAGGCAGGGCAUGCCUACGCCCGUGCAUUGCAGGGAGCCGAACCAUGGUGCCCUUGCCCCGGCACUGGUGGGAUCUGCCAGGCUUAGCCUGGGGCAGGGCAUUAAAGUGAUGCUUUUCAGACAGGUGCAUUGGCAGUGGGGCAUCUUCAAAGCUGUCUGACAGCAAAAGGAAAGAAGCACAUUGCGUUUUAACUCCUUUUGUGAGUUGUGGGGCUCUUAUUCACAUUGGAGAUCAAUGAAGUUCUUUAAAUCGUAUUUUUGACCUCCGUGCCCCCUGAAGGACAGCUUAGGAGGGAUUGAAAUUCAACAAGUAACUUCUUCAGACCAAGGAGAGGAUGAGCAGCACUGCCUCAAACCCACAUCUGGCCUGAGCAAGUGGCUGCACGGCAGAGCCCACCGAUGACUGCACCCAGCUUUUCAUGAGACUUUAUGGUGGCAAAAUCUCUGGCUCAUAAGACAGUUUAUGGUUCAAAUCCCAAAUUCCUACAGAUUUCCACUUGCUUUAAAUGCUCCACCUUCCUGUGAAGGUCUUUGCCCCGAGAGGAGCCUGCAUUUGGUGCAACGGGUGCUUAGCACUGCAGCGGCAUCGGACCAGCUCUGUCAGCCAGGAGCCAGCUCUCUUCCCGGGAGGGAUGGUGGUACCCACGUUCAUCCCCUCUACAUUUUGGUCUUUGCCCAUGGCUCUUAUUAUCUACCCUCUAGGAGAUUUUUGAGUGAUGAGGUGCGUUCAUGGGCCACCCGAGUUUGGUCAAGAGCAUCUACCCCUUAUCCUACCCUGGAACAAUAUCUGGUACCAGCCUCCCAAACCCACCCUCAGCAUCUUUGUCUGGUCGCGAUCCUGCCCUUGGUCAAGACAAGGGCAAAUUCUGCAGCGGGGAAGGCAUGUUUGAGCAACAGCAAUGAAAGGUUCACCUCAUCUGCAAACACAGAUGGGAACGGGAAGGGCAAAGGUUGGAGUAGUCUGUCAACACAAAGGGGAGUAUUUCUGGGGUUGUUUGUCAGCUAAACGCUGCUGUCUGGUGCGUCUAGAUUGUCCCUUGAGUAUCGGGCGGCUUGCAAGGAUUUUUGCAGACUCGUGGCAUGUGAGAAGUGGGAUUGUAGCGAUCUGAGCAUCUAUAAACAGGGAAAAAUGUCAUUGGUCUCUGAAACAGCCUUUUAGCCUGUUGUAGCCUGGUGCUGUGACGCCAAAUAGGUGCCCGCCUGUUGCAAAAAGCUUCAUACUAAAACCCCUCCUGUUUCUUUCCAUCAGGAUCUGCUCGUCCUGGCCCAGCGCACCCGUGGCCUCUGGGCAGGCGAGGGCUGAACAGGAGGCAGCGUUCACGGCAAAAACUACCUUUUAUUCAGUUUUCUAAUUAAAAAAAAAACCCCAACCUUCCCCCUCCCCUGCGAGUGCCAGGCUGUGAUUCCUGCCCCACUCCCUUCCUCUGGGAGAGGAAGGUGGAGCCCAGCACUCCCGGGCUUGGCUGUUUUCGGGAGCCAGCGAGGGCACAGGAGCGGAUCGAGCCCCUCGGGGGUGGAAGGGAGUGGGGAGGGAGCAGCUUUGCUCCAUGCCCAGGGUGUUUGGAGAGCUGCAGGCGCACGCGUAGCCUUAUGUAAGUGUACAGCAAGCGUGGGACGUGUCCCAGCAGCGCCCUGCUCGGGGCUUGGCUGGGGCUGCCUUUCUAAAUCUUUAGCUUGAGGGUGUUCAAAAACAAGUUGUUGUCUUUUUUUUUCCUUUUUUUUUUUUUUUUUUCCCCCUGCUACAGGGUGAGGCACGGGGUUUAACUCCUCUCAUUCUGGCUGAGGGACGGAGCGGGGCAGCUGAGCUGGGAGGGCUCAGGGGGUGGUUGUGGUUUCAGCCUUUCAGGGCUGCCCAGGCAAUGGGAAGGCUGGCAGGGCAGCAGCUGCAGGAGCUGCCCAAGAAGUGCUGUGAUUCAUGGCUUAGAGCUUUUUUGAGCUGUGUAACAAAGCUGGAACUACCUGCGGGAGCUGUUUCAUUGCAGCAUGCCCUGCCCUGAGGUCUUGCGGCCAGGGAAAUAUGCGUUUCUAAGUCACAUAGCUUAAUUUAACAAAUUCUGGGCUACUCAUUGGCUGGGGUUGAGGUUUCCUAACAUUUCCCUGCUGUGGGAAGGCCACAUCCUAGUUGCCACCAAAGCUUGAGGGCUUUUGCAGGUCUGCUGCGGUACCGUGGGGUUUGGGGACCCCCAGUUUCGAGACAUUUUGGCUGUGCUUCCCACCAUCGUGGUGGUCUGGGGCUGCUGGUUCGGCCAUGCCGGCAGUCGAGGAGCUUUGUAACCCUCCGGGCUGAGCUGCCUCUUCUGGAGUAGCUGGGAGAGGGCGGUGGCCUGCAGCUGGGCCAUUCCUGCCCUUCUGGGCAUGACGGUGCCACAGGAGCGCUUUGCACAGCAAUAGAGCGUCCUUUUUGGUGUUGGUACGUUGGUGCUAAGAGCGAUUGGCUCUGAGCAGUCUGUUUUGGUGCUGAGGAUCUCAUCUAUGCUUGCUCAGAGCGCUCCGGUUCAGCAUCUCAGGAGGCUUAGGGUGGAUUUUAACCCUGGCUGACAUCUGCAUCUAUAUAUGGCCACACAGUCCUCAGAAUAACAACCUGCAUAAAGGUGACCUUGGACCAAAUCCUGUGGAUGCAGAGGGUCAGAUCCAGCCGAGACCCUUGUUGUCCCUCCAUCCUUCACUGCAAAUCAUUUCCCAGCUUUCACGUGUCUCUGUACCCAACAGGGUUUUGUUUGGGGGUUACCUUGGUUAUUUUAGCUUCAAUAAUUUUCAUGCUGGCAGAGUUUGUUUCUCCUUAUCCAGCUGGAAGCAGAAAACUGGAAUGACUUUGAAAGCCCCGGCUGCUUUGCCAAGGCAAGUGGGGCAGCCCCUUCCUGCCGCUGGAGCUGCUGCCUUUCUGCCAUGAAAACACACACUCGGGCAGCUCUUUCAGGCGCUUUUGUUUAAAUCUCAGCUGCCCUUUUAACCUCUGGGGAGAAUGCUGUGAUUGAUAAGUGCUCCUUAAAUACUGCUCCAAUGUCCUCCGCCUAACGCUGGGCAGGGAUGGAGCUGGCACUGUUGAGGGGGUCCAGUGGCAACAACAAACUGAAAUAAAGCUGUUUCCCUUCUUUUUGAGAGCCCUUGGAAGGAAAGCAGACGUAGGGAUGGAUGGAGCUGCCAUCCCCAUGCAGCUCCGAGUGGGCUUUGCAGCUGAGCCCUGGGGACGGCUGCAGGGGUGACCCUCCCCGUGGUCGGGGGGGAUGAACGUGGCUCCAGGCGUUUUACCAGCUUGGCACGGCGAGGUUGUCGCUGGGCUUUGGUGGGCUCAUCCUGUUUCGUUGUUUUAUUUUUGCAAACAUUGCAACGCCCUUAGUGCUCCCACCAAGGACAGACGCUGCGAGUGCCCCCAUGUCUCCUCUUCCCGCCCCCGCCAUGCCACCGCGCUGGCAAUCGCUGGCAGAAGCGAGGCAGGAGAGGAAAGACACACAGUCCCUCCCAUUUUUCUGCAAAACAUGGCUUUGGAAGGAGGUAUCUCCAAAAUUUCUCCUCUUUUUGUAACGUACUUCCCAAUGCUCACUCUACAUCACCUCUGACUGGCAAGGCAAGCGUAGCUCUUAACCGUAGCAUUAGAGGCAAGACUUAGUGUCUAUUUUACUAAGGAAUGAAGCUUUUUUUUUUUUUUUUUUUGUACAUUUUUAACUGUGGCGUGUAAGGCAAGUUGUUUACUGGAGCAGGUUUUUGAGUAGCAUUGAUGCUCCUCUUCUGGUCGGUGACGGCCAGCUUGCCUGAAUGCAAUUGGGUUUUUGGCUGCCGAGUGCAUUCAAUCCAAUCAUUUCGGAAAAAGACAUGACUUCUCGAGGCCCGAACGUUCCCAGCAUAUCCUGUUUCAGCCAUUGGAACCCAUUAAAGCAGGAGACAAGACUUUUUUGGGGAGGCUGAGGGCAAUUUGGAAAUUACCCUGCUCUCCCUCCCUUCCCUGAAGUCCAGCAGGAUGAAACCAAAUAUUUGCUUCCGGAUGGGUGGAUAUUGGAGCUGAUUCCACAUAAGAGCACCGGGGGCGAAGGCUUGAAUUUUGGCCAUUUGGGGUGAUUCAUGAGAUGGCUUGUUUUUAAAGCAGGCCCUCCAAGCCUGCUGCCAUCACCGCCCCGCCCCGUUUGUGGAUCCCUGUGCCUUUCUCCAGCCCUGCUGCUCUCCGAGCCCAUCACGGUCGGCGUUACCUCCAUCGCUGAUGGAAAAAAAUCCUGCCUGUGGGUUUUCGGGGAGGGAUGCAUUGCUUUGCCCCACCGAUUUGCUGGUAAUGCUCACCCUCGCGGUGUCGGUACCCACUAGAAAGGCUCAGUAAAAGGCUGCAAGCACUGUUAGUAGCUUUGCAACCCGUUGGGGUUUUUUUCUGACCCAGGUCCUGUGAGGUGCCCGGGGCUGCUGGGCACCAGCAGCCUUAAAGCAGACACUCAAUUCGAUGCAGAAGUCAGACCCUGAAGUCUAAGAUUAUUCCUUUUUGGUUUUUUUUUUUUUUUGGACAACUGCUCCUUGUAAGUGAUUUAUAUUCCCUUAAAAUUUUGUAUCUGAAAGUAAAGUAUUUGAAUGUGUGUCUUAAAAGUAUGAGUAUCCUUUCAAAAUGUGAAUUUCUGAUUGUUGGUAUACAAAAAAAAACCCCCUACCCCAUAUCAGUACAUUUUUGUAAUUAAUGUUUUAUGAAUGUUGUUUAAAAAAAUUGUGUAGAAUAAAACCAGUUUAAAAAGAAAA
Messenger RNA from Phalacrocorax carbo (great cormorant), 8241 nucleotides. The record is from RefSeq and is a predicted model, not a curated record. Lineage: Eukaryota; Metazoa; Chordata; Aves; Suliformes; Phalacrocoracidae.